Molecule: messenger RNA, 1110 nt
Organism: Python bivittatus (Burmese python)
Lineage: Eukaryota; Metazoa; Chordata; Lepidosauria; Squamata; Pythonidae
Source: RefSeq, a predicted model, not a curated record
AUGGACCAGGUGCACAGCAAGAAUAAUUUCUGUUCCAGGCCUCUUAGAAAUGUCUCUCUUGUUUGAGCUGCUCUUUUCUUUCCUGUUCAUGGGGCUGAUACUUCCAAGGUUUGCCCCCAUCUAUGCUUCUGCUAUGAAUCCUCCAGUUUUGUGGACUGUCAUGAUCGGCACCUGGCCCAUAUCCCCCAUGGCAUCCCUCACAAUACAUGGAUGCUGAACCUGAGACAUAACAACCUGAGUGGGCUAGAGGUAGGCUGCUUUGAUGCUUUGUGGUCUUUGAAGAUCCUCCUUUUGUCCCACAAUUCUAUUGCUAAGAUUUGGCCCCAAACGUUCAAGUCCCUGAGUUUCCUGGAGAAGAUGGACCUCAGCUACAACCUGCUUGCUCACCUACCGCGUGACUUCUCAAAUGAGUUGACUUCCCUGAAGGAUCUCAAGGUAGCCCACAACUGUUUGAUAGCCUUGGGUUUUGAAAGCUUGCAGUAUAUGGAGAACUUGGAGAAGCUGGACUUGAGCCACAAUCUGGUCACUUCAAUCGAGAGAGGGACUUUCCGGGGACUCUCCAGGCUCCGACAUCUCUACCUUCAGUCUAACAGGCUUGCAGUUAUCCAUAAUGGCUUCUUCUUUAUGCUCCAGAACCUGGAAGUCCUUUUGCUUAACAGCAACAACAUCAGCUUCAUUGAGGUGGAGGCGUUCACUUCAUUACACAACAUGAAUCUUUUAGCUUUGACUGGCAACCAGCUCAUCCAUCUAAAAUUUAAGACUUUCCUGAACAUCCAAACAGUCAGCACCCACAUCCAACUGGCUGGUAACCCAUGGGCCUGCGACUGUGAUCUCCAAAGGGUUUUUGGCAAAAUCAUUAGUGUUCGGCACCUUCAUGUGGAUGAUUAUGAAAACAUCACCUGUUACAGCCCUUGGCAAUUAGCUGGCUCACCCCUUGUUUCUGUGGACAGCCAGCUGUGCAUGGCAGAGACAGCCACUGUCUUGGUGAUCACAGUCACUGUCCUGGUGACAGUGAUUGCUGCCAUUGUGAUGGCAGAAAGGAACAGGAAGAAGAACCAGGAGAAGAACUGGAAUGAACUGGAAGGGCCUUUUGACUCACAGGAGAAAUAA